CUUCUUCUAUCAUCAAUCGUUGAAUCCGAUUCGAUUUUGCCUCUCGUCCGGCUUAGCUUCUACGGUGGCAAUGGCGGCUCCGGGAUCGGUUCAGAAAGGAGAUGAAGAGUGGCGUGCGAUUCUUUCACCUGAACAGUUUAGGAUUCUUCGUCAAAAGGGCACUGAAUAUCCAGGAACAGGAGAAUAUGUCAACUUCGACAAAGAAGGAAUUUACGGUUGUGGAGGAUGUAAUGCUCCUCUUUAUAAAUCCACCACAAAGUUCAACGCUGGUUGUGGCUGGCCAGCUUUCUUUGAAGGAAUCCCCGGUGCCAUUACCCGAACGACAGACCCAGAUGGGAGAAGAACAGAGAUCAACUGUGCAACAUGUGGUGGACAUCUUGGUCAUGUUUUCAAAGGCGAAGGUUUCGCUACUCCAACCGAUGAACGCCAUUGCCUUCUGGUUACUUUCCUCAGUAGUAGCUUCUCCGUGGUGGUCAUGGCGGAUCCUGUGUCGGUGGUCCAAAAAACAGAGGAGGAGUGGCGUGUGAUUCUUUCUCCUGAGCAGUUUCGGAUUCUCCGUCAAAAAGGCACUGAAACUCCAGGAACUGGAGUAUAUGACAAGUUCUUCGAGGAAGGAAUCUUCAGCUGUGUCGGAUGCAAAACUCCUCUUUAUAAAUCCACUACAAAGUUUGACGCCGGAUGUGGCUGGCCAGCUUUCUUUGAAGGACUCCCCGGUGCCAUUAACCGAACCCCUGAUCCAGAUGGGAGAAGAACUGAGAUCACUUGUGCUGUGUGCGAUGGACAUUUAGGCCAUGUUCAUAAAGGAGAAGGUUAUGCCACUCCAACCGAUGAACGCCAUUGUGUUAACAGCGUUUCGAUCAAGUUUAACCCGGCCAAACCUUCCUCUGUAACCUGAGGACUGGUUGAUCGUACAAUAUCUUCAAAAUCAGAUCUUGUUGUUUAAGUCUUUGUCUCUCGUAGAAUCAUCAUCAUCAUCAUCAUGUAAGGAUCAAUGCAUCAGAUAAUAAGAAUCAAUUUGAUGU
Messenger RNA from Arabidopsis arenosa, 1022 nucleotides. The record is from the annotation of a GenBank genome assembly. NCBI's taxonomy places the organism in Eukaryota, Viridiplantae, Streptophyta, Magnoliopsida, Brassicales, Brassicaceae.